Paramisgurnus dabryanus is the source of this 4045-nucleotide messenger RNA. It is a transcript of the gene tlk1b, whose product is annotated as tousled-like kinase 1b. Gene Ontology annotation, molecular function: ATP binding; protein serine/threonine kinase activity. Gene Ontology annotation, biological process: intracellular signal transduction; chromosome segregation; peptidyl-serine phosphorylation. The record is from RefSeq and is a predicted model, not a curated record. Gene Ontology annotation, cellular component: nucleus. Lineage: Eukaryota; Metazoa; Chordata; Actinopteri; Cypriniformes; Cobitidae.
CAGCAGCGCGUGUGUGCGUGUGCACAGGCGAUGCGUGACGCCAGUUGCAAAGGUUACAUGCAUGCCAUGCACGCGCACACACAUACACACACACAUCACAUCGAUAGCGAAGUAGAUCUUUCCGCGCGCAUUGCGGGACAACAAAUAUGUGCCGUUGCAUCUAUGUGCACGCUUCAUUAGACGCAUGCAGGUUUUAGUUGGGUAUAGAUUACGCGUGCGAUGCGCUCGGACGUCGGAAACUGUAAAGUAUCUUCAUGAGUGUCCAAAGUAACAGCAACAGCAGUGGAAGUUUGGACGGAGCGCCAUCUUGCUCUCAGCUCGCGACUGGAUCUCCGACCCCGGGCUCGGUUUCUCCGCUCAAUAUCUGCGCUCCGCCGACACGGAAAGAAGGUAUGGAUGAAUUGCAUUCUUUGGAUCCGAGGCGGCAGGAGCUUUUGGAGGCGCGUUUCAUUGGAGCGGUUAGUGGGAACACUGGAGGCAGCACAGGGAGCGCCAGCUGCGGAGCUAAAGGCUUGAACAAUAAUGAAUGUUCCAGUCACAGUUUCGGCAGUCUGGGGUCGUCCAGUGACAAGGAGUCAGAGAGCUCCGAUAUGAAGAAAGGAGGAUCUCCUGCAUAUUCAACACCAGAGAAGAAGCACUCGGAGUCAUCCAGAGGACGCAAGAGGAAAGUUGAUAACCAAUCAGAGAGCAGUCAAGGGAAGUCUUCCGGCCGAGGGCCCAAGAUCAGUGAUUAUUUUGAUUUUCAGGGAGGAAACGGAUCAAGUCCUGUCAGGGGUCAUCCUACGGUCCUGCGCUCACCUCAAAACUCUCAUUCUGCACCUGGGGCGAUGGUAAGACAAAACAGUUCUUCGCCGACCAGCCUGUGUUUCACCGACCACACCAUGAACCCAAGACAGCUGAGCAGUAAAAAUCUGCAGACGGAUCUGACGCUGUUGAAACUCGCCGCGCUCGAGAGCAAUAAGAAUCUUGACCUUGAGAAGAAAGAAGGAAGGAUUGAUGAUCUGCUCAGGGCGAACUGUGACCUCCGCAGGCAGAUAGAUGAGCAGCAGAAGCUGCUGGAACGUUUCAAGGAGCGUCUGAACAAAUGCACUACAAUGAGUAAAAAGCUGCUCAUUGAGAAGAGUACUCAAGAGAAGCAGUCGUGCCGUGAAAAGAGCAUGCAGGAUCGGCUGCGUCUCGGGCACUUCACGACGGUCCGGCACGGAGCGUCCUACACUGAACAGUGGACCGAUGGAUACGCCUUCCAGAACUUAGUCAAGCAACAGGAGUGGAUUAACCAGCAGAGGGAAGAGAUCGAGAGGCAGAGGAAACUUUUGGCCAAACGCAAACCCCCCAGCACGCCCUCCACUCAGAGCCUGACUCCCAAUGAGUCCAAACAGAGAAAGACCAAAGCUGUCAAUGGGGCAGACAACGACCCUUUCCUUAAACCCAGCCUGCCUACACUGUUGACUGUAGCUGAAUAUCACGAGCAGGAGGAAAUCUUCAAACUUCGAUUAGGGCAUCUCAAAAAGGAGGAGGCCGAGAUCCAGGCGGAGCUGGAGAGACUGGAGCGUGUGAGGAAUCUUCACAUUAGAGAACUCAAAAGAAUCAACAAUGAGGACAGCUCUCAGUUUAAAGACCACCCGACUCUUAAUGAAAGAUAUCUGCUCUUACACCUGCUGGGCAGAGGAGGUUUCAGUGAAGUUUAUAAGGCAUUUGACCUGUUUGAGCAGCGGUAUGCUGCUGUAAAAAUCCACCAGCUUAACAAAAACUGGAGAGAAGAGAAGAAAGAAAACUAUCACAAACAUGCUUGUAGAGAAUACAGAAUCCACAAGCAGCUGGACCAUCCCAGAAUAGUCAAACUCUACGACUACUUUUCCCUGGACACUGACACAUUCUGCACUGUUCUGGAGUUCUGUGAAGGGAACGAUCUGGAUUUCUACCUGAAGCAGCACAAGCUGAUGUCCGAGAAAGAAGCUCGGUCCAUCGUCAUGCAAAUCGUCAACGCUCUCAGAUACCUGAAUGAGAUCAAACCUCCCAUCAUUCAUUAUGACCUGAAACCAGGAAACAUCCUGUUGGUGGAUGGAACGGCAUGUGGGGAGAUCAAGAUCACAGACUUUGGUUUGUCUAAAAUCAUGGAUGAUGAUAGUUACGGAGUGGACGGAAUGGAUCUAACCUCGCAGGGAGCAGGAACAUACUGGUAUUUGCCACCAGAGUGUUUUGUGGUUGGUAAAGAACCCCCAAAGAUCUCGAAUAAAGUAGACGUGUGGUCGGUGGGGGUCAUCUUCUUCCAGUGCCUGUAUGGACGAAAGCCGUUUGGUCAUAAUCAAUCCCAGCAAGAUAUACUUCAGGAAAACACCAUUCUCAAAGCUACUGAGGUCCAGUUUCCCGCCAAACCCGUGUCUAGCAACGAAGCCAAGGCGUUUAUCCGGCGCUGUUUGGCUUACAGGAAGGAAGAUCGCUUUGACGUUCAUCAGCUGGGCAGUGACUCGUACCUUCUUCCGCACAUGCGCCGAUCCAAUUCGUCAGGAAACCUGCAGGCCAUGCCCGCCAGCCCUGCUGCUGCUUCAGGAAUCAUCUCUUACUGAUCUCACUGGCUGAUCGAUAACGUUUGACGGUUCCGAAUGAUGAUUUCCCUCCCUUCGCCUCCAUCGUGUGGACAAAGGGGGAGGGGCCAAGUGUCGACUGAAGGACACGCCCAUACCGGCCACAGUGACUGCCGUUGUUAUUGGGGCAGGAAUGGCCGAUGUCAUUUCCUGUGUGGAUCCAAAUGUCAGUCAGAGCUAGAAAUGGAUAUUUUUUUUACCCAAGGCAUUUUGUGAAGUGGGGUAGAUUUGGGAUCGACUUCUCGCUAAUGUCCUCCCCAGGCUACGCCUCUUUAGCGGUGCUUUGUUUUGUGUAAGUGUGAAACGUAGAGACGAUUAAUUGUAGUGCGAUUGGAAUGAGUGACACAAAAGAGCAUUUCUUUGUGUGCGUGUGUGUCUGCGAGUGUUUGUUUUACAUCAUUAUACAUGUGUGAACAGAACAAAGGGUGUGUUACAGAAAUGGUGUCUGUUGUAGUUCACCGUAACAUGAAUGUUGUCUGUGUGUAUGCAUAGAUGGGCUUAAUAUUUACAAAUGUGGGCCAGUCACAUUUACCAUACAAUAUAUAAUAAAAUUAUAUUUUCAGUUAAUAAAAUCAAACCUAUCUUUAGAACUUUUAAGAUUGAUUUACAUUCUAUCACUACUUUCCUGACAACUAUGCAUAUUUUCCCAUCAAAUGAUUGUACUGUAAUGCAGAAAAACGUUCAUGAUUAAUUUACUAAUUUGUUUAUUUAGCAUUACAGUGAGAAAUUUGGGGAAAUGUGUUUAAUUGUCCGGAAAGAAGUAUCAAUGUAAGUGGUUUUAAAACAUGCUUACUUUUAAUGCAACCCAGAGAGACUCGACAGGGUUUGUGAAAUAUAGAUGGAGUCCUGCAUGUAGAUGGAGAUACAGUUAAAAAAAUGGAGUCAAUCCAGCCUGAGAUGGAUUCAUAUUUGGAUUUUCUUAUUAAUUUUAAGCUAUUGUAUGAAUCAACAUCACUGAUGUUGCUUUCAGACACCUAGUCUUUUUUGUUUUACUUAAAAUGUUUGAAUUUAUAUAAGAAUUUUGAUUUACCAGAAAACCACGGAAUGGAAAAAUGAAGUUAUGUCUGAAUGAGGUGUGAGCCCAAGGUUCGCGUGCGCGCGUGCGUGCCUGUGUGUCUGGUGUAAAAGCAGUGAUUCAUAGAACAGACGGAAGGUGGGCCGGACCCCGCCCAAGAUGUUUUAACCCCUUUAUGCCCAGACCAUGUGCUGUCGCUUGGCAACCCCGCUGAUCCCAGAACCCGAGUCCGGUCAGCUCCUCCGAACCGCGCUGACCGGCCCGUGAUAAAACUGUCAAAGCUUCCAGACUCUGUUGUCAGGGGAAGAAUCCCAGCUUUGGUUGUUUUCUCUGUCCAAAUUAACCCCAGAAGCAGUUUUGAGCUCAACAUAUGGUGAUUUGUCUCUAAAGUGCUGCUGCAAUUGUAGAGAAUGUAGCCAAAAGAGAAAUAAACAUUUUGAAAACA